This is a messenger RNA of Coregonus clupeaformis (lake whitefish), 1386 nucleotides long. RefSeq lists its product as uncharacterized. The record is from RefSeq and is a predicted model, not a curated record. The coding region runs from base 202 to 1386 and encodes 394 amino acids. The transcript has 11 exons. Lineage: Eukaryota; Metazoa; Chordata; Actinopteri; Salmoniformes; Salmonidae.
AUUCCAUAGUGUUAAAUAUGCAGUGUCAAAGUACAUUGACUCUUACAGAGUUAUUACUACAACAGUUGGAGUAAGAUACCGCCCAGUGUUGGUGAAAAAGUACGUUGUUAAAAGACGCAGUGUCAGACGUACUCUGGAAAGCUCCGCCCACCUACGACUCGUCUCAAACGGACCACACAUUUUCACGGCGCCAUUUUCUUCAUGUGGAAUGACUGCGGGAGCAUGCUGCUUAAAGCUAAACUUGGAGAUGUCCAAAAAUUUGUCAGAAUAACUGAGCCAAAUCUGAAAGACUUUUUGAUUGCAGCAUUUGCAAAGUUUGGUGUCCCAGCUGUAACAGAAGAAUCUGUCUCCAUGGUGGCCUCUUCUGAGCAAUCCCAACCAUCAUCCCUUGAUACCUUGGACUCUGAGGAUACAGUCAUUAUUUCAGAUAGCCCCUCCAGAAAACGCCAGAGGCUGGAUACAGAAGCCAAGCAAUUGGUGGAAUCAGCUCUUACCAACAAAACCGGUGGGGAACGUAUAAUAAAUGAAUACAACCGAACCAAGUCCUUGACGGAUGAAACAAGACGCAAAAUGGUGAACAUGCUGGCAGCUGACAUGACAGAAAUGAAUGGUACAUCUCCACCCAGACAGGUGAAAGAAAUGUAUGCCAAAGGAAUAGUGACCUUAUUCCCGUACCUCAGUGACCCAUUCUCUAAGAAUGGCUAUGAGCAUUAUUAUGAUGGCGAGAGUGGAACUGGGUACUUGGCCUGGAGGAUUAAAACUAUUCAGAGAGGCACCGACAAAGACAGGCGAUCAUCAUUCGGAGAAUCAGCCAAAGGAUCAACUGGUGAAGACAUGUCUGGAGGACCGACUGUCAGACGAGAAUCCCAGUUUGUUCCAGAGACUGCCCUGACUGAUGAUGAGUGCAACAAAGCAAUCUCACUGAUGAAACAUUCUGCUGAUGCAGACACAAUCAAGAAGAAAAUGGAACUGACGUUUGUGUAUCGCCGCAAAAUGAUCCUCGACCCCCAGCAGUCAAGCAACAUACUGUCUGAGUUUCCACGUUUUAAAGACGUCAAAAGCUUGGUUGAACAGGAUUUUGUUCUAAUGUUCGGAGAGGAUACCUCAAGCAAGCUUCUGGAAAGGUGGCCGGUCACGUUCAAGAAAAAGAUCAUCAAACAAUGCAGAAAGCUUCCAUCCACAAGUGAGCUUGAAGAACUCUUGCUGGCAGCUGAUCCUCCUGAGGAUGGCACUGAAUUGGAUGUUGACUUUGGUUGGGACAGUGAUCUGUCAUCGGGUUUUACUGCUUAUACACCUGAUUCCACCCUCCGCUCAGGGUCGGAAGAGACCAGGAAAGGUUUCCGCAUCCCAAGCAGAGAAACAUCUUGUGGUAUUCAAGAAGGCUGA